AUGAGCGAACGUGAAUCGGCGCGGGCCAAACACCGAACAACCAUGGCAGCGACUUGGGUGAGAUCCAAACUAGAGCAGCAGCACACCGGCAAGCAUGGACGGCUGGCGAACUCCGGUUUAGGCGAAUGGAACGCGACACCGGGAGAUAGUGCGCGCGUAGGGACUCGACGACAGACAGCGGCCAUGUAUGACGUGCCGCGCGGACGGGCGAGCGGUACACGAACUGGACAGAACCGAGCGCGCAGGCUCCACGGCGAACCAAGAAACCGGCUACGCGCAGGGGGCAGAGGACCGCACGCGCAAAGCGAGCAGCAAGACGACGGCGCGCAGGAACGCGACAAGCAGGGAUCAGGGGCCAGCUCGGCACGGCAAAGGACUCGGCUGAGCUCGUGCAACAGGGAGCAGGGCGCGGUCAGGGAGAUGGAGAUAGGCGGCCGAGCGCCAUGGGAGUUUGGGGAAGGAGCGAGUCGAGGGGACAGAGAAGACGCGCGGGGAAGCCACUCGGCGGAGCGCGCGUCAGGGACUCGACGGCGGUCAUGGACGGAGCUCUGCUCGGGUUCAGGCGAGAUUCGAGCUGGGGGCCAAGGACGCGGCUGGGGAGGGUCCGAGCAGAAGUUAGCCAAACGCGCAGAGGGAGCAGAGGGGCACCGCGAGGGGGCUCGAGCAGAUCGCGGCGAGCUGGGACAAUCCAGGAGCGGGGCGCCAUGGGAGGGAGACCCGAGCAGAGGAGCUGAAGGGGGCGCUGGCCAUGGGGGAGGCAAGGGAGCUGGGCGAGCGCAUGACUGCAGAGGGAGUCGACCGGCUGGAAGGAACAGAGGGCGCCGUGGUUGGGGAGAAGUAGGGCGCGAGCAAGGAGACGGACGCCGCGGAAGCUGCCGCGGGGAGGGGGGGGGGGGGGGGAAGAAGACAGACUGGGCAGCGGGAUCUUAUCCCAGACCAGAGCGGCGGCUUGAGAUAUCCAAGCACUUGAGCGGCGGGAGGGAAAAAUCUGGGGAGGAGAAGAUGAGCUCGCGGCAGGAAGUAUCACGGCUGGAGAGAUGA
Zea mays is the source of this 1041-nucleotide messenger RNA. RefSeq names its product protein argonaute 18-like. Bases 1 to 1041 code for a protein of 346 amino acids. The transcript has a single exon. Lineage: Eukaryota; Viridiplantae; Streptophyta; Magnoliopsida; Poales; Poaceae. The record is from RefSeq and is a predicted model, not a curated record.